Zootermopsis nevadensis is the source of this 1804-nucleotide messenger RNA. RefSeq lists its product as uncharacterized. The record is from RefSeq and is a predicted model, not a curated record. Lineage: Eukaryota; Metazoa; Arthropoda; Insecta; Blattodea; Termopsidae.
CGUAGGACAAGACACACACCUUCACGCCGUGACCACGGGACAGUUGGUCCUACAUACCAAGAUGAGGACUCCGGUGGCCUUUAUGGUAGCGAUCUUCGUGGCGGUGGCUACAGGGUCAGGUGGAGGCUACGGCUUCUAUGACAAGAAAAGCCAGUAUUACGGGACCUACGGAGGAAACUAUGGGAAAGACUAUGGCGGCUAUGGAAGCGGCUAUGGUGGCUACAGAAGUGGCUAUGGGAGUGGCUAUGGUGACUAUGGAGGCGGCUAUGGUGGCUAUGGAAGCGGAUAUGGUGGCUAUGGAAGUGGCUAUGGUGACUAUGGAAGCGGUUAUGGUGGCUAUGGGAGUGGCUAUAAAAGCGGCUAUGGUGGCUAUGGAGGCGGCUGGAACUAUGGAGGAGGGAGCGUCAAUUAUAAUCCAAACUACGUGAGCGGAGGAGGAUACAGCGGAUUCAGGCCCAGCAUCGGUUAUGGAAAUGGUUACAGCUACGGCGGAUAUGGGACUUACUACAAGCCAAGUGGAUAUUAUAAUAGUCUGGGCGGUUAUGGGGGCUAUCGGCCAUAUGAUGGGGGUUACAGUGGUUACCGCCCCUAUCAAAGUGGGUACAGCCUUGGGAGCUACGGAGGACAUGGUGGUUAUGGGGGUUCUGGCGGAUGGGAUUCUGGUUAUAAGAGCGGAUGGUUGUGAUUGUACCGCUAUUUGAGUCCCAACUGGUGACUGUAGUAAGACUGGACAAAGAAUUGGUUAAGAGAAAUGUUGAUUUGUAUUUCCUUGCAUAAGUGGGGUGGGGGGAGAAAAAUAUUACAAAAAUUCUGAAAAUAAUAAUUAAUUCUUUAAGCUACAGACCGGAUUUAGAGACAUCGCUGUGUUUGUUGCAAAAUUGAAAUAAAGUGUAUUACAGAUAAGAUAAAUAUAGUUAUCAGCCUACAUACUUUGUCAAUUAUCAAAAAGGGGAAUAUUCUGCUUCAACUUUAACGGAUUACGCCCUCUGGCCGGUUGUACUUCAGAACUAACUUCUGAAUCGGUGGAUUCUUUUUCUGACAUGUCGUAGAUCUCCUUUGACCGGGAAACUGUCAAUUCGUAGGGAAGCCACUACCUACACAAGGCAGAGAAACUCCGACACAUAUCCAGCCCUCGAGUGGGAUUCGAACCAACGACCCUAGUGUUCAAGAGGAUAGGAUCCACGCCUUGGACCCCGGCUACUGUAACCAGUUAAAAUUGGGUAGAUGUUAGAAAAUUAAUUUAAAUGUGCGUAUACUUCAAAACUGGCCGCAGAAACAAAAGACUGUUAGUAGCAACCAAUUGUAGGUGAUUUUUUUUACAAAUAUAGAACAGCUGCAUUUGUUCUAAGAGUACGGUAUUCCUCAAUAACGUCAUGUUUGAAACUUAUAUACAGUAUUUUGAGAACCACAUUUCUCGAGUCUUUGAACUCCGAAACCAAUACAGUGUCUUGAAUUAAAUAAAAGUUGAAACUGUGACAAUUACUUUCAAAGGAAUUGAACUUUCACUUAACCUAUAUUUUUCUUAGAUUACUUUAUGGUCAUAUUUCAAGUUUGCAGGAUUAUAACUCAGUGCACCAUAAUCCACUCUGUAAAGAAUUAGACAUUUAUUGCCAUACAGGAAAUGCCAUUCAGCAUUUGAAACUAGUUUUAUGUAAAUAACUUCUUGAUUAAAUAUACUUGAUGUAAUUUUUCAUUUUAUAUACUAUUAAAACAACUUAAGAAUGAGAAAUAUAACUAACCAUUUUUAUAAACAGUGAUUAAGUUCCACGGUUCUUUGAGACAAUAAAGGAAAAAUUAAACCGUU